UUUGACACAGAGCAACAUCCGCAUUUCUCUUCCCUCUCUUCUUCUCGCACUCGAGGAACCCAGGGGCUUCGACUUGCCUACCUCUUCUCCUUCGUCCGCGACUUGACGCAACCUAGUCUUCCACCGCACGCGAGAACGGUAGCUGCGCAUGAAGUCGAUCCUCCUUCCUUCCUCUUCGUCGUCGCUCGAGUAAGUAUCGCACGACGAGGAAAACCGCACGAACCUUCUUCCUUCUUCUACUUCUUCUACUUCUUCUACUUCCCCGGCUAGGGCACGAACAAUCUUUCCCUCUCUUGAUUUGAAUAAUGGGGAGCAUCAAACAACAUGAAAUAAGUCCCUUACGAGAAGGAUUUAGGUUAAAUCCUCAUUAAAUUCUGCUAUCAAACCGCUCCUCAGCACGGAUUGCCAAUGUACGAGUUGGCCUUUCGGUUAGUGGAUGAUUCUCGUCUUUGACACGCCAUCUUUCCUAAAAUUCUCAUUAGACGCAGUUGCCAAAUUGGUCUACAAACGGAGUGGGAAUCCUCGGUGAUGUUUGAUACUUAACUGUGUGUCAAUUUGGUUCAAGAAACUAGUGAAAGUAGCUAGGACGAAGGUGGGAGAUGGAAAGUGGAAGAGCCGAAGUGGUUGAGGAGGUAAUCUUUGAGACCCGCAAGCACGCUGCAGGGGUUUUCGCUCAAGAUUCGUCUCUACAGGAGGGAAGCCGUACGCCUGCUGGGGGUUUAAUGUCUUAUCUAUCCAUUCAAGGUGCUGAACGACUCAAACAGAAAUGGAAUGAAUAUUGGAGACCAAGUAGGUCUACGACAAAGAUUGCACUUUUUGUUUCUUCUGAUGGUGAGCAUGUUGCUCUAGCUUUUCAAAAUCAGCUUGUUAUUUUGCAGAAGGAUGAUGAUUAUAUGGAGCCAUGCGGCGUUUAUAAUGGUAAUGAUAGAUCAUCUUUUUUUACUAAUGGGGCUUGGAUGGAACCUCAAGGUAUUCUUGGUGUGAUCAACGACACAUAUACCUUUUAUUUAAUCAACUCAAAUGGCAAAGAAAUAAUGAGGUCAAGUAGGAAUGAGUUAAAAUUGCAUGUACCCAUUAUUGACUUGGUUGUGCUAGAUAAUGGCAAAUCCCAAAAGUCUUACAUGAAUGCCUUCGGCAUUUUUACUGCAGAUGGUUUGGUUCAUUCUUUUGAGGUUUCUGAAGAACCCAGAGCAAGUAUCUUCCCCAUUCCCAUCUUAAAUAAUCCAUUCAAAGACAAAAUGCCUUGCAAUAUAUCAUGUCUUGACUACUGUCCAGAUCUAUCUCUGAUUGUCUUAGUUGAUGCUUUUAAAGCCUCAGAAAAAUCCCAAUGCAUAUCUGGUUUAUAUUCUCUUUAUUUAUUGCGGAUGGCCACAAAUUUAGACCUAGAGUUGGUGUUUUGUAGUGCUCAGUUUGAAGGCCUAUUUUCUUCUCCUAAAGAUCACCAAAUUUCUCUAAAGUCAUCAAAAGUGUCCAUCUCACCACAGGGAGAAUUUAUUGCAACUCUUGACUUGACUGGCUGCAUAGAUGUUUUUCGAAUUGAUUCAGAUACUAUUUCUGUUCUAUGCGUUUCUGAGAGGCAGCACUCACAAUGUUUUGAUAAGGUGAAGCAAAAGGAUAUUAUUGACAUAUGUUGGUGGACUGAUCAUGUUUUGAUUCUUCUAAACAGCAGGGGCUAUUUUACCAUGUUUGAUGUUAUAAAUAAUAAUACUAUUCUAAAGGAGGGUCCACAUUUUUGUAUGCCUGUCAUUGAAAGGCUUAAGUACAUUCAAGGGCAUGUUUUUGUUUUGGAGGUAAGAUCUUCUGUGGGAAGACUAUCAGAGCCUGAGCAGACUGCCAGUAAAAAAGCUUUAUGCAUAAACCAACUUAAUAAUUCCAAACUACACUGGAGCCUGUUAUCAAUUUCUGGAAGAUCUGCCACAGAAAUGUAUAGCGUUCUUAUCCGUAAGCAACAAUAUCAUUCUGCUUUGGAGUUUGCCGAUCGUCAUGGUCUGGAUAGAGAUGAAGUAUUUAAAGCACAGUGGUUAAGUUCUUGUUAUGGAAUCCAAGAUGUGGAUAUGUUUUUAUCCAAAGUCAGUGAUCGGAUGUUUGCAUUGUCUGAGUGUGUAGACAAAGUUGGACCAACAGAAGGUGCAGUGAAGGCUUUGCUUUCUUACGGGAUUCAUAUAACUGAGGACUACAUAUUUUCAAACUUUAAUAAUGAAGAAUCAUGCUUACUUUGGGAUUUUUGGGUUGCUAGACUUCAGUUGCUGCAAUACAAAGACAAAUUGGAUACGUUUGUAGGGAUAAAUAUGGGAAGGUUUUCACCAAAGGAAUAUAGCAAUUUUCGUGCUGUUCCGGUUGCAAAUGUUGCAGUUAAUCUUGCAGAAAAUGGAAAAAUUGGUGCUCUUAACUUGCUUUUCAAGCGUCAUCCUUAUUCUCUUUCAGAAGAUAUGUUACAUAUUUUGUCUGCAAUCCCUGAAACUGUCCCAGUUCAGUCAUAUUCUCAGCUCCUUCCUGGAAAGAGUCCACCAGCUACCGUAUCUUUAAGGGAGAGUGAUUGGGUUGAGUGUGAACGAAUGAUGUGCUUGAUUGAUAAAAUGCCUGAUGGGUCUGAGAAGCUUAUACAAGCGAGGACUGAAAAUAUCUUAAAGCUUGCAGGAGGUUUUGUUUGGCCAUCAAGUGCCAAACUUGUUGAUUGGUAUGCUAAUAGGGCAAAGGAUAUUGAUUCCCUGAGUGGCCAGCUUGAAAACUGUCUCGCCUUAGUUGAGUUUGCAUGUCACAAAGACAUUUUAGAGUUGCAACUAUUCCUUGAGGAUAUCACAUAUUUACAUCAUCUUAGCUAUGCUGAUGGAAGUUCUGAAGAUUUGAGGAUGGGCCUUGUUGAGUGGGAACAAUUGCCAGACUAUGAAAAGUUUAAAAUGCUUCUGAAGGGGUUUACAGUGGAUUCUGUAGUAGAAACUUUGCAAGAAAAAGCUAUUCCAUUUAUGCAAAAGCGUUUUCACUCUGAGCAGGUAGAUUCCAUAGAACAAAAGAAUGAUGUGAUUGGUUUCGUGCGUUGUGAACAAAGUGAUUCCUUCUUGGUUAGAUGGAUGAAGGAGAUUGCAUCUGGUAACAGGCUAGAUACUUGCUUAAAAGUCAUUGAAAAUGGAUGUCAAGAAACCCCAGUUUCAGUUUGUGGACUUUUUAAGGAUGAAAAUGAAGCAGCAGAAACAGCAUUAGAAUGUAUAUAUUUGUGCACUCUUACAGAUCAGUGGAAUGUGAUGGCAUCCAUCUUGUCAAAACUUCCACGCAAAUCUUUAAGAGAAAAAACUUUGAAGGAUAUUACUCCAAAGUACGACAAUCUAGGUUCUGGGACUCCAAGAUUUUCUUACAUAAGAAGUCACCUUUCAAAGUCUGUCAGGCAACCUAAUCCAUUAAAUUUGCAUGAGGAAGACUCUGGACAACAUAAUUCUGGAGGCAUGGGUCAGGUGAUUUCUUCUAUGGUUGAUGAGAAACUUGAGAAGAGGAUAAAAACUGCCGAAGGUCAUGUUGAAGUUGGAAGAUUGUUGGCAUAUUAUCAGGUGGCAAAACCAAUCAGCUUUUUCCUCAGUGCUGAAUCAGAGGAGAAGAAUGUAAAGCAGCUUCUUCGUCUCAUUUUGUCAAAAUUUGGACGGAGGCAACCUGGUAGAUCAGAUAGUGAAUGGGCCAACAUGUGGCAGGAUAUACAAUGUUUCAAGGAAAAGGCAUUUUCUUUUCUAGAUACAGAGUACAUGCUAAUUGAAUUUUGCAGAGGCCUUUUGAAAGCUGGUAAAUUUAGUCUUGCGAGGAAUUAUCUCAAAGGAACAGUUGCUAUCUCAUUAGCAACCGAGAAGGCUGAAAUUCUAGUUGUUCAAGUAGCAAGGGAAUAUUUCUUUUCUGCAUCCAGUCUUUCUUGUUCCGAGAUAUGGAAAGCUAGGGAAUGUCUCAGUCUCUUUCCAAAUAGCAAAGUUGUUCAGUCGGAGGUAGAUGUUAUUGAAGCACUUACUGUCAGGCUUCCAAAUCUUGGCGUGACCCUUCUACCGGUUCAGUUUAGGCAAAUAAGAAAUCCAAUGGAGAUUAUCAACAUGGCAAUUUCAAAUAAAACUGGUGCUUAUCUCAAUGUUGAGGAGCUCCUUGAGGUAGCAAAGCUGCUUGGACUUGGAUCUCCAGAUGAUGUAGCUGCAGUUGAAGAGGCAAUAGCCCGAGAAGCUGCAAUAGCUGGUGAUUGGCAACUGGCUUCUGAUCUCUGCCUUGCAUUAGCAAAUAAAGGACAUGGUCCCAUUUGGGAUUUAUGCGCUGCAAUUGCAAGGAGUCCCCAUUUGGACACUAUGGAUACAGGCUCUCGGAAGCAGCUACUAGGCUUUGCAUUGAGCUACUGUGAUGAGGAAUCUAUUGGGGAAUUAUUGCAUACUUGGAAAGAUGUUGACAUGCUUAUGCAUUAUGAACAUCGAAUGAUUUCAACAGGAACUUGUCCUCCUAAUUACUCGUUUCAGGGUUCAAAAAUAGUAUCACUUCCUGUAAGUAGUCUACAAGAUAUAGUGAACCUAAGAGAUGAGUCUGAAACUAUAAAUAAUGCUUCCAAUGAAGACGAAGAUAAGGAUAAGGUUUUUUUUGAACGCGUCAAAAGCAUCCUCUCUGGAGUUGCUGAAGAGUGUUCAACUGAUGGUGGCAUUAACUGGGAUUCUCUUCUAAGAGAAAAUAGGAAAGUAUUAUCAUUUUUUGCAUUAGAACUCCCAUGGCUUCUUCAAUUGAGCUGUAAGCAAGAAUAUGGCAGAAAGUUAACAACUGGUGCAAAAUCUCCUCCUGGAAAACACUCCAUUUCUAUUAGAUUUCAAGCUUUGAUAGAUAUCCUCCAUUGGUUAGCUGAAAAUGAUGUUGCUCCAACGGAUAAUCUACUCAUCUCUAUUGUUAAGUCCAUUAUGGUUUCCCCUGUGACCGAGGAGGAUGAUUUUCUUGGUUGUUCGUAUCUAUUAAAUUUAUUUGAUGCUUUUCAUGGAGUUGAAGUAAUAGAGGAGCAACUAAAGCAAAGAGAAGGAUAUCAGGAAAUAUACAGCAUCAUGAAUGUCGGAAUGUCUUACAGCUCAAUACAAAACUUGCAUAAAGAAUCCUCUUGUCCUGAUCAGAGAAGGAAGCUGUUACUUCAGAAGUUUCAGGAGAAAUAUGCGUCAUUUGUUUCAGAUGAAGUGAAAGAAAUUGAAAAAGUGCACUCUACAUUUUGGAGAGAGUGGAAAACCAAAUUAGAAGAUCAGAAACGUUUAGCCGAUCAAACAAGAGUGCUGGAGGAAACAGUUCCUGGAGUAGAUACAAACCGCUUCUUGUCAGGAGACAUUAAAUAUAUUAGAACCGUUAUAUUUUCAGUAAUUGACUCAGUAAAGACACAGAAAAAGCAUAAUCUCAAGGAAAUAGUAAAGUUAGCAGAUACUUAUAGUUUGCAGCGCAGUGAGGUAAUACUUCGAUUCUUUGGCUCUGUCCUUGUAUCUGAACAGUGGGGAAAUGAUGACAUCCUAACUGAAGUUUCACAAUAUAGAGAGGACUUUGCCAAUUGCGCUGAGGGUGUCAUUGAAAUCAUAUCUACAGUUGUGUUGCCUGAAAUUAAUGGGCGUAACAAAGAUCGUCUUUCGUAUGUUUAUAGUAUUCUUUCAGCGUGCCACUUACGCCACAGUAAACUUAAGAAGGCAGCAUUGUCGUCAAGCCAUUAUCAUCAAUUGCACAAGCAUGUUGAGCCAUUUCAGUUCUAUAAAGUUCUUGCCCAAGAAUGCCAAAAGGUAUCCUUUAUCGAAGAGUUAAACUUCAAAAAUAUUGCCAGACUAGAUGAGUUAAAUUGUGACAGCUUUAAUGAAGAAAUCCUAAAUAACAUUAACGAAUCUACCGUAGAAGCUCUUGCAGACAUGGUGCGUAUCCUUGUAGGCAUGUAUGGCGAUACAAAUGGGAAGGGUUUUAUAUCAUGGCAAGAUGUAUACAAACAUCAUGUUCUAAGUCUCUUAACAUCUCUAGAUGAUCGAACUAAAGAAACUCUACAUGUGAAAACCCCAGAAGAUUUUCAGGUUCUGUUAGGGGAAAUUGAUCAAAACUUUGAUCACUGUAAGAGAUAUAUCAGAGCCCUGCCAGAAGUGGAUAUUUUGCACGUAAUAAAGAGGUUUCAAAAGCUUUGUACACCUUGCAAUCCUUUGUGGAAUCUAACUGAUGAUCCCGGGUGGAAGCAUUGUCUUGUCUUGGUCUUGUAUCUUUGGAUUAAACUGGAAGAAGGUACACAAGUGACUGAAUGUUGUGAAACUUCUGAAAAGGCUGCCUUCUCCAGUGAAGUGAGCCCGCCAAAGUUUCUGAAGAUUUUUGAAAAGUUUGUGAUGGAAGGUCAAAUCUCAGCAAGUGAGGGCUGGCGCAUUGUUAGUAACUUUGCUCAUCAGGAUGAGGGGGGUGCUCUUACAGACAUUCCAUCUUUCUUCCAAUCAAUGAUUGUGUCAGGUUGUAGGUUUAAUUCAAUUGCUAAUGUAUAUUUUGACGUGCACACACUCUCAUCAUGCUAUAGUAAAAGUGGAAAGCAGGAGAGUCUAGCGGAUCUAUAUGCUAGUGUAACAGAAUCUGUUUUAACACGUGUAAGUUAUGGCUUUGCUGAGCAUCGGAAUUUACACCGGUUGCUGUCAUCCUUAAGCAGGAUAGAGGGUGGACAUACAGAUGAGCUUAUGGUGAUCCGGUCUGAAGUUUGGGGAAAACUGAGUGCAAUUUUGGAUAACACAGAGCUAGAAAGCAACAUAAAAGUGUAUGCUUUGGAGCUUAUGCAGUGCAUCUCUGGACAAUUCUACAAAAGUCUCCCUGCUGAGAUCAUUUCAGAGGUUGAGCCAUGGGAGGAUUGCGAAGAAACUUGUCAGUCAAAAACCUCAACAACUGCACAUGGAACAGAUGGGUCCAGCAACAUCACAACUACUCUAAUAGCCUUGAAAUCAUCUCGAUUGAUUACAGCAGUUAUGCCAUAUAUUAAGAUUACUCCAGAGGAUCUAAGCAGCCUAGACUCAGCAGUAACCUGCUUCUUAAAUCUAUGUGAAUCUGCAACUUCAGCAGAUGAUGCUGAUGUGCUGAAAGCUGUUUUAGAGGACUGGGAAAUGUUAUUUUCCACAACCAACGAGGAGCAACUUGAGAAUUCUCCAAAAGAUGACAAUGAAUGGAACUAUGAUGACUGGGAUGAAGGUUGGGAAACACUUCCUGAUGAUCUGAUUAAUGGAGGGGAAAAGAAAAAGCCAUCGCAGUCCAUCCGUCCUCUUCAUUCCUGUUGGAUGGAGAUUAUCAAAAUGCUUGUCAUGCAUUCUAGACACCGAUCAGUAAUUGAAUUACUGGACCAGAGAUCAUCCGAGUCUGAUGGGAUAUUACUAGAUGAAGAUGAAACGAAAUCUUUGUUGCAUAUGAUGGUUGAAGUAGACUGCUUCAUGGCUCUGAAGAUUCUAUUGCUUCUCCCUUAUGACUCCCCCAGACUUGCUUGCUUUCAAGUAAUCGAGUCGAAGCUCAGAGGAAGUGGGCCUCCCAAAAGUUGUGAUGUCAAUGAUUACGAGCUUCUGUUGCUCGUGCUCUCAUCAGGGGUUCUCCAAAGCAUCACAUUUGAUCCCACCCUUGGAAAUUUCUUCUCUUACAUAUGCUAUCUGGUGGGGCGUCUGGCUAGAGGUUGCCAGAACGACAUGCUCAAAUACAGAGAUAAUAAUACUGGUACACCAAACUUGAAUACCUCCUUGCUCUUUGGCCAGCUUUUGCUGCCAUGUUUCAUUUCUGAGCUUGUCCAAGCAAAGCAGUGCAUUCUGGCUGGAUUUAUGGUGUCCCAGUGGAUGCAAGCACAUCCUUCCCUCGGCCUCCUGGACAUUGUCGAGGUGAGCCUGAGAAAGUACUUGGAGCGUCAGUUGCUUCAGGCUGAUGAUUCUGGGAAUGAAGACUCUGGUGCUUUCAAGUCCUUACAGUGUGCUGUUUUCAGGUUGAGAGGUAAGUUAAGCAGCUUGCUACAGUCUGCUCUUUCAGCAGUUACAUCCAUUGUUUAAGAACUGAGAUUUACUCGUCUGUUGUAGUUAAGCUAUUCAAAAAUGUUUAGAGCAUGAAUUUUAUUUUUCUUUUGUAAAUAACAUGUCUGAUCAAUAGAAAUCAUCUUAUGAGCUA
Phalaenopsis equestris is the source of this 8106-nucleotide messenger RNA. RefSeq names its product MAG2-interacting protein 2. NCBI's taxonomy places the organism in Eukaryota, Viridiplantae, Streptophyta, Magnoliopsida, Asparagales, Orchidaceae. Gene Ontology annotation, biological process: retrograde vesicle-mediated transport, Golgi to endoplasmic reticulum. Gene Ontology annotation, cellular component: endoplasmic reticulum membrane; Dsl1/NZR complex. Bases 600 to 7991 code for a protein of 2463 amino acids. The record is from RefSeq and is a predicted model, not a curated record. Gene Ontology annotation, molecular function: SNARE binding. The transcript is spliced from 12 exons.